AUGGUUGCCGUCAGGAGAAAGAGCACUGAAAAUGGGCCGGCCAACGAGACCUCUCAUCUGGCAAAGAAGCAGAUGACAGAAGCGAUAACUCACCAAGACGAAGUUUGUGUCAAUACCAUCCGAGCUUUUGGUGCGGAUGCUCCGGCAGUUCGUGUUGAUUUCUUACAUUCUUUUGGAAGUGGAAUUGAGACCAUGCGCUUGUCCUUAAUUUACUCCCCUGUUGAGUUGUCUUUGCCUUUCCACAACAACUCUCAUUGCACAUGUAUUUUAAAGUUUCGGAAACUCCACAGCAAAACACCAGGCCAUCCUGAGGUUGGGCACGCACCAGGGAUUGAAGUGACUACUGGCCCUCUAGGCCAGGGCAUUUCAAACUGUGUAGGUUUGGCGAUCGGUGCUCAUCAUCUCGCUGCAAAGUUUAACAAGCCGAAUUUCGAUUUGUUCAAUAACUUUAUUUACUGCAUAUGCGGAGACGGAUGUUUACAGGAAGGCCACUUGGGUUUGGGCCGUCUAAUUGUUCUAUAUGACUCCAAUAGUGUGACGAUAGACGGCGACACAUCGCUGAGCUUCACGGAGAACGUUAUCCAGAGGUUCAACUCCUACGGGUGGCACACGCAAACGGUUAAGGACGGCGAUAGAGAUCUUAGUGCCAUUUUACAGGCUAUUAAAAAGGCGAAGGCUGUGACAGAUAGGCCCUCUCUCAUCGAAAUAAAAACAACAAUAGGGUGGGGAAGUCAGAACGAGGGGACUGAGAAAGUUCAUGGAGCUCCUUUGAGUGCCGACGACAUAAAACAACUCAAGGUGAAGCUGGGGCUCGACCCAAACGAGAGCUUUCAAGUGCCAGAAGAGACGAGGAAGUUCUACGCUGAUGUUGCCGCCCGCAACAAAGCUGAAUACGAAGCGUGGCAGUCUCUUUUCGCUAAGUAUGGGGAAUCGUAUCCCGAUGAAAAGCGAGAAAUAGAAAGGAUGUUUGGCAGAGAAGUAAAGGACCAGGUUGAAGCUGCUCUUCGUGAUAUGGCCAAGGCAGCAGCAGACACCCCGGCCUCUACACGCGUUCUCUCGGGCAAGGCUCUUAAUGCCAUUAAAGACUUCAUGCCAGAGCUUAUCGGUGGUAGUGCGGACCUGACAACGUCAAACGAGACGCGGCUAAAGGGCGAAUCUGUGUUUUCCCCAUCUUCGAAAGUUGGCUCGUAUGCUGACCGUUACAUCCAUUUUGGGGUGAGGGAGCAUGGGAUGGCUGCCAUUUGCAACGGGCUGUAUGCCUAUGGGUGUUUCCGUCCUUUCGGGGCUACGUUCCUGAACUUCGUAACUUACGCCUGGGGGGCGGUGCGGCUAGCUGCCCUUUCGAAGCUUGGCUGUCUAUUCAUAGCCACGCACGACUCUAUUGAACUGGGAGAAGAUGGGCCGACACACCAGGCAGUCGAGGUCAUUCCUCUCUGUAGGGCAUUGCCCAACAUGCUUUGCAUCAGACCAGCAGAUGCGAACGAAGUGGCGGCGGCUUACAUGCUCUGGUUAAGGCAUUCAACGGGUCCUACAGUCAUGUGUUUGUGCCGUGGAAGUAUCCCCCCCAUUGCUGGAAGUUCAGUGGAAAAGGCAUUGAAAGGAGGCUAUAUUGUUUCUGACUUCUCUAGCUCGGGAUUACCCCAAGUAAUAAUUGCUGGCUGCGGCUCGGAGUUGCAGUUUUGCUUAGAGGCGAAGCAGCUUCUGGCGAACUGCGAUGUACGCGUCGUCUCCAUGAUGUGUUGGGAUACAUUCGAACAGCAGCCGGAGGCGUACAAAGAAGAGGUCCUGAUGCAAAAGGAAAGGAAGCAGGGGAAAGUUUUAUGCGUGUAUGUUGAAGCCGCAGCGACCCUAGGCUGGGAUAAGUUCUUUGACGUGCACAUCGGAAUGAAGGGUUUUGGCGCCAGCGCCCCGCGUGCAGAUAUUUGGAAAGCGUUUGGCUUUACCGGCGAGAACGUCGCAAAGAGAGUCAAGGAGGCUCUAAAAAAUUAG
Molecule: messenger RNA, 1989 nt
Organism: Eimeria maxima
Lineage: Eukaryota; Apicomplexa; Conoidasida; Eucoccidiorida; Eimeriidae
Product: transketolase, putative
Exons: 11
Coding region: 1-1989 (662 amino acids)
Biological process (GO): pentose-phosphate shunt
Cellular component (GO): cytosol
Molecular function (GO): transketolase activity
Source: RefSeq, a predicted model, not a curated record